CAGUUCUCCACCUAUUUUGACUGACAUCGACUGAUCAUUGGCUUACAUAUACAAAUACAAGUCCUCUGCUAAUCUCAUCACCAUUUAAACAUACAAACACAAAACAAAAACAUGAAGUUCUCUGCAACAACAAUGAAGAUUGCUCUAUUUCUUCUUUGUUUAAUAGCCGUCCAAACAAUGGCCGAACAGUUCGAAGACAAAACUGGUGAAAUCCCACCAAUCCCAUCGGAUCCUACACUAGAUCCUCCUCCUCCAAGCCCAUCCUCUAACAUCGAGAACACCAUGUUUAUGCCUGAAAACAGUUUCUUCGAUGACAUCACCAUGCUAUUGUCCCCUGAACCAGAAACCUAAGCUGGAAUGAUCAUAAAAUAUUAUUAUGAGCUAUCAAUGCAAUUAGCUUAUAUUUUCAUAUGAAUGCAAUAUGCAAUUUUUCUUAUAUAAAUAAGUAAAAAAAAAACAUUUCUUCAGUUAUUAUUUUGACUGUCACUU
Molecule: messenger RNA, 489 nt
Organism: Brassica rapa (field mustard)
Lineage: Eukaryota; Viridiplantae; Streptophyta; Magnoliopsida; Brassicales; Brassicaceae
Source: RefSeq, a predicted model, not a curated record